AUGGUGGCAGUGACGCAAGCGAUUGAACAUGAACCGCUCUUCGAGUUCAAUCCGGCUGCACCGGAGUUCAGUCCGUCACAGUUUCCCGUGGAUGGCGACUCGACAGGUUCCACGCUGGGGUCUUCCGAGCGGCUGGCGAAGAGGGUCGGAUGCAAGAAUAAUCGUCCGCCGUUGCCUCAUGACCGUGGCGAGAAGGAAAGUACGAGUGGGCAGGAGCCAGAGCCGGAAUCACGAGCUCUGAGCUGCUCUCCACUGCUUCCGCGCCGUUCGGGCCGCCCAUCCCAGCGACAGGCAGGCAGAAGGCCAUGUGCGACUGCACCAGCUUCACCUGCCCUCAGCAUGGGUGGAAAGCUAGGGCCUUGCCGCCGUGGCAGCGAGGAGGUCUCCACUCUGGUCAUAAAAAACUUGGCGUUAGACUUCCGCAAGGAGGAUGUGGAGGUAUUUCUGGAAAGCAUGUGCGUGGGAGCUGCCGAGGUUGACAUGCAUGUCGACCCCGCCAGUGGAUCCUUUCGAGGCACGGCGUUCGUCCGGUAUGCUUCCCCUGCAAAGGCACGGGAGGCUUUGCAGAAGCUUGGGCCGUCUCCAGACAUUGGUGGUAGAAAGGCGAGAGUCGAGGUUCAGAAGUCCAAGAACCUCUUUGGUCGGAGAAAUGCAGGUGGCGAGUUGCCGCAGGAGCUGACCCUGGUGCAACAAGAGAUAGAGCUGUUCCUGCAAGGCUUCGAGACAGAGGUUUGCCUCUCGGCUACUUUCGAUGCCCAUCAGCGCAA
This is a messenger RNA of Symbiodinium necroappetens, 767 nucleotides long. The record is from the annotation of a GenBank genome assembly. Lineage: Eukaryota; Dinophyceae; Suessiales; Symbiodiniaceae.